AUAAAAUUUAUAUACAUAUGUACAUCAGCUGUUAAACCUUUCUGUUAUGUGUGCAAGUUUGUAUUGAGAUUGUGGAGUAAAUUUAAAGAAAAGAAAUAUGAGUCUACAAACUGAGGAGAAAAUUGCUUUUAAUCCAAAUAAUCCACAUGAUUUGGGCGAUCCUAACGACACAUCCUUGAGGAAAGUGGAAAAGGAAGUGCUUAUUCCCAGGAUUAUGCGUGACCGUGCGAAACAAAUUCACUGCAGUAAAGAAGUACAGGAAUUUGAAACGUGUUGUAAGGCAAACAGCAUAUUAAUGGUUGUAACAUGCCGAAAUGAAAAUUCCGCUUUGAAGUCAUGCCUAACCAAAUGGUAUAAAAAUGAUGAAUUUAGAGAAGAAUGCACGAAGAUUUAUCUGGAAGAGCGUUCAGAUUACCGGCGUACUGGCAUUCCAAAAAAACAUCGUGUGCAAAAAAUGUAAUUUUCAUCGUUCUAUAUAAUUCAUUUUGUUAUCUUUUGACUUUGUACAAAUGAAGUGCUGUUAAAUCGUCGAA
Molecule: messenger RNA, 533 nt
Organism: Bactrocera dorsalis (oriental fruit fly)
Lineage: Eukaryota; Metazoa; Arthropoda; Insecta; Diptera; Tephritidae
Product: COX assembly mitochondrial protein homolog
Exons: 2
Coding region: 98-460 (120 amino acids)
Cellular component (GO): mitochondrion
Source: RefSeq, a predicted model, not a curated record